UUGAUGAAGAUCAAGUGAAUUUAUAUUAACUCAAGCAAGCUUUAUCAGCCGUUCUUAUUCAGAAUAAAGAAUUACUUAGAUCCACUGGACCUACCAUAAUCACAGCAAGAGCACCUACACAACAGUGGAAAAAUAUUUUUAGAUCGUCCAGCAAACCCUGAUCACAGAAAACAGAGGCAUGGAUAUGGAGCUCGAGCCUGGUUAUGAGGGGAUUAAUGGGACAUGUCUAAUCUCUCGGCCCCUACUGGCGGUGAACCCUAGUGAGGCGGACAUUGUGGGCUGGAGACUAAUCAACGAGUCCUAUGAUCAGGAGACAUUGCCUGAGGCCGUGUUUAAUCUCUCAGAUAGUCGAGCUCUGUACGAGGCGUCGUUUGUUCAAGAUGUGACUGAUAGCCAACAGGAGAUAAUUCACUCGUAUGACAGUCUAUCACUGCUAAUUAUUAUGUUUCUACUGUUCAUGACCAUCAUCACAAUCUGGGUAUUCCAUGCCAAGAGAAUACGAAUACUCCACUCCACAGGACUUGCAUUGUUGUAUGGUGUGAUAGUAGGUGCCAUCAUCCACUAUGCAAUUGGCACGGAGGCUCACAAAGAAGUCACUCUCACCACGACCUACCCACAAUACACAAACCACUGUGAUAUUCUAGGACAAGAUAUUAACAACACUCUGACUGUGGGGGAGGUCAUCACUCUCAUCACACUAAGGGAUAACUUCAGCUGCACGGUGAAAGGGAAACAAUUUAGAACAAAAGAGGGAAACUUUAUUCAGCAAACUUUGGUGUUUGAUCCUGAACUUUUCUUUUUUGCUUUGCUGCCUCCAAUCAUCUUCUACGCUGGCUACAGUCUACAAAAGAGACACUUCUUCCGUAAUCUUGGCUCCCUGUUACUGUAUGCCUUUGCUGGGACCACUAUAUCGUCAUUCCUUAUUGCUGCUCUGAUGUAUGGCUAUGCUGUGAGUGGGGCAGAAGGCCCGGGCUCACUAGUCGCUAAUCUCACUACCUUUCCUGUACCUGAUGGAUUCAAGGAGUCCAUCGUUCCAUCGCUCCUGUUUGGCUCACUCAUUUCAGCCACUGAUCCUGUGACGGUACUGGCAGUGUUUAAUGACCUUCAUGUGGACGUGGAUAUCUUCUCACUGGUGUUUGGAGAGAGUGUGAUGAACGAUGCAGUCGCCAUUGUACUCUUUGGGGCUGUGGAUGAGUAUGCAGUGCCGGGAGAGGCAGAGUUCACCGUUGGUAGUCUCUUUAUAUCCAUUGCCAGGUUUAUAGGCAUCUUCUUUGGCUCCUUUGUCCUUGGUUGUGCCAUGGGACUAGUCACUGCACUCCUGAUGAAGUUCUCCAAGCUGAGAGAUUUCCCACUUUUAGAGACGUCCAUGUUUGUAGUGAUGUCCUACUCUACCUACCUACUGGCCGAGGCUUGCAAGCUCACUGGCAUUGUGGCAGUACUAUUCUGUGGUAUCAUGCAGUCCUACUACACGUACAUCAACAUGUCUGUAGAGAGUAGAAAGAGAACAAAGGACUUAUUUGAACUUAUCAAUUUCUUUGCCGAGAACUUUGUCUUUUCUUACAUUGGACUCUCUCUGUUCACCUAUGGAAACAAUCAGUGGGCCCCUGGAUUCAUCCUCUUCUCUUUUGUGGCCAUCUUUGCUGGUCGAGUUGUCAAUAUCUACGUUCUGUCAUUCAUUCUCAACCUUGGUCGCUCCAAGAAGAUCAGUUUCAGGUUUCAGCACAUGCUCAUGUUUGCUGGACUGAGAGGAGCUAUUGCCUUUGCUCUAGCAAUUAGAAACACUGAGACUGAAGUGAGACAGCUCAUAUUCACGACAACUCUGUGUAUUGUCAUGGUCACGGUGCUCUUCAAUGGAGGGCUGACCACUCUGGCUCUUCAGUGCCUGAAAAUCAAAGUGGGUGUGGAGGACAAUUCUUGUGAUCUCACUGAAGAGGGUCAAGUCAUACCUUACGACAAGUCCAAAGGAAACUGGGUGGUGUCAAAAUGGACCAAACUUGACAAAGAAUAUUUUAUCCCCAUGUUCACACACCACGGCCGAUCAGUAACAGAGUUCGGCAAGUACUGUCCCAACUGCUGCAUCCCGUUUUGCAACCGAUGCCAACCCAGAGACACAGAGCUUUUGGAGGUUUUGGAGGAGGAGGAAUCGUUUGAUGAGAAUGCGAGUGAAUCUGGGGAUGAGGAUGAGGUGGGACAGGUGUACUCGUUCAGGAACAAUCAAGCAGACGAUGAUGUGGACUUAAAUGUAGACGAUAUGGGUGCUGACCUGGGGCUGGGCUCGGACAAUGACGGCAGGGGUGCGUACGGACAUCUGCUAGCCGCAGAGGAGAGCAACCUGUAGCACAUACUUUGUUUAGUGUGAUUCUUAGUUUUGUUAUAAUUUAUAAAUUUAUAGAUCGACUCAUAGUGUCUAUAUAGUGGCAAACUGUUUUGUAAGCUUCUUCCAAUAAUUAUGUGUGUGUGUUAAAAUCUGUUGUUAUUUAUAAUA
Halichondria panicea is the source of this 2485-nucleotide messenger RNA. Its product is annotated as sodium/hydrogen exchanger 6-like. NCBI's taxonomy places the organism in Eukaryota, Metazoa, Porifera, Demospongiae, Suberitida, Halichondriidae. Gene Ontology annotation, molecular function: sodium:proton antiporter activity; potassium:proton antiporter activity. Gene Ontology annotation, biological process: potassium ion transmembrane transport; sodium ion import across plasma membrane; regulation of intracellular pH. Bases 179 to 2338 code for a protein of 719 amino acids. The transcript has 15 exons. The record is from RefSeq and is a predicted model, not a curated record. Gene Ontology annotation, cellular component: plasma membrane; recycling endosome.